Messenger RNA from Rhodotorula toruloides NP11, 6168 nucleotides. RefSeq names its product two-component system, OmpR family, sensor histidine kinase VicK. The transcript is spliced from 11 exons. The coding region runs from base 1 to 6168 and encodes 2055 amino acids. NCBI's taxonomy places the organism in Eukaryota, Fungi, Basidiomycota, Microbotryomycetes, Sporidiobolales, Sporidiobolaceae. The record is from RefSeq and is a predicted model, not a curated record. Gene Ontology annotation, molecular function: phosphorelay sensor kinase activity; histidine phosphotransfer kinase activity. Gene Ontology annotation, biological process: protein autophosphorylation; phosphorelay signal transduction system.
AUGGGACAGCCACACAGGGCAGGGACGUCGAGCGGCGCAAGCGAGCUCGCACAGCUGCCCCUCGUCGCCUUCCUCAACGCCUCGCCGUCCCCUUCCCUCGUCCUCGCCCUCGCGCCCCUCGUCCACGCGCUCCGUACCCGCCAGUCCCACCCUGCGCUCGUCUCGCCGACCAAGACGCCGCUCUGGAACGGCCAUGCUGCGCCCGUGCCACAGACAGGCGCGACUCGAACCGCGGGAUCCGGUAUCGGAGGCGACGAGGGCAAGGGGGCGUUCGUACCGACGACGGCCAGCCCAGACACGCUGCCGGGCAUGGUCGAGCUGCUCAACGUCAAGACGCCCGUCGCCAACGCCGUCGAGACGCCAGCGACCUCGGGCGGAGACUACUUUUCCCUCACCGCCGACAUCCAACCCCCUCCUGCCGUCAGCUCCUCUUCCCUCAGCUCCGUCUCGACAGCAUCGACCUCGUCCUCCAUCAACUCGCUCGCCUCAUUCAGCAGCCCUACCGGCGACAAGCCCAUCACGCCUUUGACGGACGUCGACGACCUCGACACGGCCAUGUCUUCGCUCCCCACCUUCUCGCCGGUCUCCGACCCCCGCCAAGUACUCCUCGAGAAACUCCUACCCGCCUUGCAUCCCGUCUACCGCAACGAAGCCUGGCGGAACCUCGAAGCGACGACGCGGCGAAACAGCGCUGCGACGCGUCCGAGCCUCAGCGGGCCGACCGUCGUCCCUCGAGCGAGGGCACGGUGGAACAGGCGGUCGGGUAGCGGAGGAGCGAGGACGAGGCGCACGACGGAGGAGGACGACUCGCUCAUGACGGGCGCGAUGCCAGCUGGGUUCUCGCAGCCCAAUUCGCGCGUCGCGAGUCCGCUCGGUACGGUCGAGGAAGAAGAGACGAGCGGGAUGGACAAGGACGAGGAGGACGGAGCGUCGAUGAGCGGGCUGGACGAGACGGACUACGAGGACGACGACGAGCCGGAGAGCGCUUAUGCGUUCCUUGCGCCCGAGGACCACACGGCGCUGCUCGCGUUCGUGCUCGACCUCGUAGAGGAUAUGGAGCUGUCGACGCCGACGCUCGGAGCGCACCCUUACUCGCCGGGCUCGGUUUCGCCGACGUCGACUCCCGCUUCGGGCGGAGAGGCGCAGUACUCGUCUACCGGUUCGGGCCUGCCCCGCUCAAACUUCUCCUUUGGCCCUGCACCGCGGAUAUCGGGUCGACUGGGCGCGCGCGCACCUCACACAUGCCGCCUCGACGACUUUGUCAUCUCCGCCACGAUCUGUCCCACGCCUGGCUCGUCCUCCUCCUUCGACAUCACCCCUACACAUCCACAGUCCGCCUCGUCGACCGGCACCACGGGCUUCCUCAUCCUCACGAUCCCGCCUCCGACACCCCCUCUCAACCUCACGACCUGGCCACCUCGCUCGACAAACCUCACGAUCCGCAGCUCUCGCACCGCCUCGACCCAGUCCUCCUGCAUCUUUACGACCGCUGCGCCCCCGACCAACCCCAUGCCAGCCGACACCUCGCUCGGCAACGUCUACCAGUCUCCCUCGGCCGAAGCAGCCGUCAAGCUCCAAUCGCUCCACCCUCCUCACUCUCCUACCUCUCUCCCCGUCGACUCCUUACCCCGGCAACUGACGGACCCGUGGUUCGCGUGUCUGGGAGAGACAGAGAUGGGACUGCGGAUACGGAAUCACCCGUGGCAUGAGACGGCGGUGGGUCCGAUCGAGAGCUGGCCGCCUGAACUGAGGACCAUGGUCUCGAGCAUCUUGGCCAGCCCGUUCAGGGAGUGCAUCUUGUGGGGACCCGAGUACACGAUCCUCUACAACGACCACUACGUCGAGACAGCGGGCGAGAAGCACCCCGCCCUGCUCGGUCUGCCGUGCAAGGAAGGGUGGAAGGAGAUCUGGGACGGCUUGGACGGGAUCGCCAAGAGGACGAUGGCGGGCGAGACGUGCUUCUUCAGGGAUCACUAUCUCGCGAUGGAGCGCCUCGGGUUUGUCGAGGAGACUUACCACACCUUCUCGUACGCGCCGUUCUACAGCCACGAUGGCAAAGCGCUCGGCAUCCUCAACCUCUCGAUCGAGACGACCGCGACCGUCAUCGCCGCUCGCCACCUCGCAACCGUCCGCGACCUCGUCUCCAACACGAGUCUCGCCCGCACCGUCGACGACUUUGCCGAGUGCGCCUUGCGGUCCCUCGCCAACAACCCUUACGACUUGCCCUUCGUCGCGCUGUACACGGUCAGCGAAGUCGACAGCAAGCCAACGAAGAAGGAGGUUCGCGCGGGCUACAAUCGCUCGAACCGGCGGAUCAUCAAGCUCGAGAAUCGCGGUACGACCGGCAUUCCCGAAGGCCACCCUUUCCUCAUUCACGAAGCGCUCGUCGACAUCACCCCGCCCAAGUCGCGCCAGUCGUCUUCGUCCGCUUCGACCGGCACCGGCAGCACCGCAACCAUGCGGGACCGCCUCCUCGACGCCGCGACUCUUUCACCCGCUUCCGCCGCUGGCUCGCCAGCCGCACCCUCGUCCAGCUCGGGCUCGUCCGGCUCGAUCAGCGGCUUCAGCGCACAUGCUGCUUUCUUGCGAUGCGAAGAAGCGGCGAAUGGAUGGUCGUGGCCGCUCGAGGAGGCGUGCGUCAAGCGCGACCCUGUCCUGGUCGAAGACCUCGGCCCGCUCGCCGAGACGCUCGACCGCUCUCGAGGCUGGAGCUACCCGGCGCGACAGGCGGUCGUCCUCCCCGUCUUUGUCGAGGCGAAUCAGGUCGUCCCCGCCGCGGUGCUCGUCCUCGGCGUCAACUCGAUGGGACGGUACGACCACCUCCUCGAGACCUUCCACAACCUCGUCGCACGCCACGUCGCGAUCGGACUCUUUGCCGUCCUCGCAGCCGAACAAGACCGCAAGCGCGCCGAGGAACUCGUCCGACUCGACCGCGCCAAGUCUUCGUUCUUCUCGUCCAUCUCGCACGAGCUCCGCACGCCCCUCACGCUCAUUCUCGGCCCGCUCGAGGACAUCCUGUCGGGAUCGGAGAAGGAGAAGCUCGACCCGUCGCAGCGGGACAAGCUCCAGCUCGUCCAGCGACACAGCAACCGUCUCCUGACGAUGGUCAACAAGCUCCUCGACUUUUCGUCGAUCGAGGGCGGCCGCAUGAACUUCAAGUACCGCCCGGUGCAGAUUGGCGCCUUGACUCGCGACAUUGCCGUUCUCUUCCGAGACGCCAUCGAGCGGACCAAGAUCAAGUACACGGUCGAGUGCGACGACGAUCCGGCCGACUGCUUGCCAAUCUACAUGAGUCCGGACAUUUGGGAGAAGAUCUGCUUCAACCUGAUCGGCAACUCGUUCAAGUACUGCAUCAAGGGCGAGAUCACCGUCACGCUGCGGUCGACUCGCGCCGAGGCGGUCCUCAGCGUCAAGGACACGGGCAUCGGUAUCCCCGAAUCCGAGCUCGGCAAGAUCUUCGAGCGCUUCCACCGCAUCGAGGCCAACUCGAGGAUGGCGACCGGUACCGGCAUCGGCCUGGCGCUCACGCUCGAGCUCGUCAAGCUCGUUGGCGGACAGCUCGAGGUCGAGAGCGAGCUUGGCAAGGGAUCCAUCUUCACCGUCCGGCUGCAGCGAGGCCACACGCACCUUCCGAUCGAGCAAGUCGACCACACGCCCGAAGACACCGACUUUGUCGCGCAAUUCCAGAACCGCAACCUCGCCUUUGUCGAAGACGCAGCCUCGUGGCGCUACGAUGCGGAAGCCGAAGCCGCACUCGAGAUUGUCCCCAUGUCAAGCGACAGCUCGACAGCCGGCACCGUCGCGGGCAGCGAGCAGGGCAACUCGUCCGGCAGCGGCAGUGGCGAAGACUACCUGUCGGGUCCCGAUGUGCUCAGCCUCAAGAACCGGACCGUCGUGCUCGUCGACGACUCGCGAGACCUGCGGACGUACAUCUCGAGCCUGCUCUCCAAGCACUUCAACGUCGUCGCGUUCGCCGAUCCGCGAGAAGCGCUCAACUACAUCAACUCGACGCCGCCUUCACUUGUCCUGACCGACGCCAUGAUGCCCUACAUCUCUGGUCGCGAGCUCACGUCCAUCAUCCGCCGCAACCCGCAAACUGCUCUUAUCCCGAUCAUCAUGGUCUCCGCUCAAGCCGGAACCGAGGCGCGCGCCGAAGCUCUCGAGGGAGGCGUCGACGACUACCUCGCCAAGCCGUUCCAGGCACGCGAGCUGCUCGCACGGGUACGCGUCCACCUCCAGCUCGGCCUCAUGCGCGUCGAGCUCGAGCGGCGAGUCGAGGAGCGAACUCGCGCCCUCAUCGAGUCCGAGGCUCGCAACCGCGCCCUCGCCGAGCGGUACUCGAUGCUCUCGACCGUCUCGCCCGUCGGUGUCAUCCAGAUCAGCCCCAAGGGCGAGAUCUUGUACGGCAACCCACGCUGGUACGAGAUUGUCGGCAUGCCCAUCAACCGCCCGCUCUCCGAAUGGACCGAGUGGGUCACGCCCGACGACCAGCCGAAGGUCAUGCACCUCUGGAAGCUCGCGACAGAGGGCGGCACGGCAGACACGUCGGAGCGGCAGUUCCGAUUCACGAACGGUCGGUGGGCUCAGCUCGAGAUCCGCGCUUCGACCGAAGUCGGCCUUCCCGACGGUUACGUUGGCGCCCUUACCGACAUCACCCGCCAGAAGGAAGUCGAGAUGCUGCACAUCCGCGAAGUCGAGCAGCGAGCCGCCGAUGCCGAGGAGAACCGCAGGAACACGGAGAUGUUCCUCGACAUGUCGUCGCACGAGCUGCGGAACCCGCUCAGCGGUGUCUGGCAGAACGCCGAGGUCGUCUCGGCCUCGCUCGAGCGCUACGUCGAGCUGCUCGACAACCUGCGACAAGGGCAAUCCGUCUCGCACGAGGAGCUCGACGACCUGUACAACGAGAUGCUGGAGAACAUCGAAGCUGUGGAGUCGAUCAUCCUCUGCGCUUCGCACCAAGGCCGCAUCGCCGAUGACAUCCUCAACGUCUCGAAGCUCAACAUGGGUUUGCUCACGGUCAAUCUGAUGCCGUUCGAACUCGUUUCGCGCAUGAAGGACGUUCUCCGCGCUUUCGAGGUCGAGUGCUCGCAAAAGUCGAUCGCGCUUCGACUGCGUGCCGGCGACUCCGUCAAGGCGCUCGGUGCCGAGUGGAUUCGCGCCGAUCCGUCCCGCCUGCACCAGAUCUUGCUCAACUUCCUCACCAACUCGAUCAAGUACACCGCCGACUCUUCCGACCGUCGCAUCGUCGUCCACAUCGAGGCCUUCGAGACGCAGCCUCCCGUCAAUCCGCAAGCGAUGCGCGUCUCGCAGCCGCCGCCGACGGAGCUGGCGAAUGGAGUCUGGGUUGUCGUCGCUGUCGAAGACACCGGCCGCGGAUUGAGCGAGGAGGAGCUCAAGCGGCUCUUUGCGCGCUUCAGUCAGGCCAAGCCGUCGUCGGACCAGUAUGGCGGAUCGGGACUGGGACUCUACGUGUCGAAGAAGCUCGUCGAGCUUCACCGCGGCUUCAUCGAGGUCCAAUCGAAGCUCGGCGUCGGUUCAGUCUUCUCCUUCGCCAUCCCCGCCGAACGCGCCUCGCCGCCCGCCGACCCCGUCGCCAUCCCGACAGUGCCCGCUCUCGCCAUGGUGCCGACUGCUCGAAGCACGAAGCGUCCGCACACCGCCUCGAACGACGUACCGAAGGCUAACAAGAGCACCAAGAUCAGCCAGAGCCCGCGGCCAGAAGCCGAGGAUGGCCGGCCGAUCCGCAUCCUCGUCGUCGAGGACAACCUCAUCAACCAAAAAGUCCUGCUGCGCCAGCUCAAGAACGCCGGCUACGACGUCACCGUCGUCAACAACGGUCAGGAGGCCGUCGACGCUCUCGCAGCCGAUGCGAAGCAGACUUCGGAGGCAACCUCGCCCAACCUCUUCGCAGCCGUCAUCAUGGACGUCCAGAUGCCGGUCAAGACGGGCCUCGAGGCGGUCCGGGAGCUCCGCGAGUGGGAGCGAACAGGCCAGAUCAGCCACCGAUACCCCGUCUGCGCUGUCACGGGCAACGCUCGCGAGGCGCAGCAGAGCGAGUGCCUCGCCGCCGGAUACGACGACGUCGCGACAAAGCCGUACCGCCUCGAAGACGUCCUCGCCAAGAUCUCCAAGAUGACCGGCCUUCCAACCCCCAAGCCCAGCAAGUGA